GUUAUCCGCAAAGUGUUAUCCGUAAGUUCAAUAUGCCGUCACGUGAAAUUCUCUCUGUUGGAACCGGUGAAAGUGUGGUAAUUUCGGGAAUAGCCGGACGAUUUCCGCAAUCGGACAACGUGCGAGAGUUUGCUCGUAAUUUGUACGAGAAGCGUGACCUCGUUGAUGAUAAGGAAACCCGAUGGAAGCACACUAUGCGAGUAAUACCACGGCGUCUCGGAAAGAUCAACAAUUUGGAGAAAUUCGACCGAGAGUUCUUCGGGUACGAUCGACGACAACGGGAUACGAUGGAUCCGCAGCAGUGGAUGACGCUCGAGCAUGCUUUCGAAGCCGUUCUGGAUGCGGGUGUCAACCCGGAAAUUCUGCGUGGAUCUCGGACGGGCGUAUUUUGCGGCGUAUGCUUUUCGGAAGUUGGUGCACGAAUGUACUGCGGUACUUUGGGCUAUGCUGAAAAAGGGAUGGGUUUGUCAGGGUACGUGAAGUCGCUCAUUGCACAUCGAGUGUCCUAUAUGAUGGAUUUGAAAGGACCCAGCUUUGUUAUUGAUACUGCCUGCAGCAGUUCAAUGUAUGCCUUAGAUGUCGCUUAUCGGAGCAUGAUGAACGGAGAUUGUGAUGCGGCAAUUGUGACAGGCUCCAAUCUAACGCUUCAUCCUUUCAUCACAUAUCAGUUUGCAUUGUUGGGUGUGUUGGCAAAGGAUGGUUUCUGCCGGCCAUUCGAUAAGGAUGCUACGGGAUACGCGCGAUCGGAAGCAGUUUGCGCAGUGUUUCUACAGAAGGCCAAGGACGCAAAGCGUAUUUACGGUCAUGUCAUCCACUCCAAAACGAAUUGCGAUGGCUUUAAAUCGGAAGGAAUAACCUACCCAUCGGGAUUAAUGCAGCAGCAGCUGCUAACAGAAUUCUACGAUGAAGUGGGAAUCAGUCCUACUGAGGUGGAUUACGUUGAGGCGCAUAGCACGGGCACAUUUGUGGGAGAUCCUGAGGAAUGCAACGCUAUUGAUAAAGUAUAUUGUACAGGACGAGAUGGACCUCUGCUUGUAGGUUCGGUGAAGUCCAGUAUAGGUCAUUCGGAAGCCUCAGCAGGAGUAUGUUCAAUAGCGAAGUGCAUUAUCGCCAUGGAAAAUGAUAUGAUUCCUCCGAAUAUCAAUUUCACCGAGUACAGACCAACCAUUCCUUCGUUGGCCGAGGGUCGUUUGAAGGUGGUUUCAGAUACAAUGCCACUAUUGGGACCAUUGAUUGGUAUCAACUCGUUUGGAUUUGGAGGAGCAAACGCCCACGCUUUGCUUUGUCGCAAUUUGAAGGAGAAAAAGAAUCACGGCGUACCGGAAGAUGAUCUCCCGCGGUUGGUUGUGUGGUCGGGAAGAACUAGGGAAGCUAUUGAGUAUAUGUUUCAAGAUAUCACUCAGCGUCCCUUGGAUGCUGAAUUCAUUGCACUUUUGUGCAAUGUUGAAAAGCAAGGUAUUCCAGGACAUCGUUAUCGAGGAUUUGGAGUCUAUCGUAAAGAUGGUGAAAAAUUAGCAAUACUAGAGGCAUCCCGUAUCGAGCGAGUCAAAAUUGAGCCACUUCCGGUUGUUGCAGUUUUUGGAGGAAUCAACCUUAAAUGGAGACAGGAGCUUCAUGCACUUAAGAGAUUUUCAGUGGUGGAAAAAACUUUCACUAAAUGCAAUGGUGUCCUCCAAACGCUGAAGUUUGACCUGAACAAAAAGCUCUCAGGUAAUAAGAGCAUCCUGUACAACAUGGUUGGAUCGACUGUCCUUCAAUUGUCGAUCGUUGAUCUGCUGAGCUCGGUUGGAGUCAAAUUCGAUUUGUACGGAGGUCAUUCGGUGGGACAGUUCACCUGUGCUUACAUCGACCGUAGUUUGAACCUCGAACAGGUCCUUAGACUAGCUUUCUGGCAUGGACUAGUGUAUUCGGACUGUCAAGCAGUUUGUGAUUAUUCCGCCUUUGUUCGAAUGACCUCCAAGUUAAACCAACUUCCUUUGAAGAACAUUUUCAAGGAUAAUGCAUCUACGUUUGGUAUUAUUGUGGGGACUGAAGAUACUGUUAUCGAACAGAUUCAUCAAUUUAAAGCAACGGGAUUUUCAGCAGAACUGCUGUCCUAUCUUAGUUUCCACUCCAUACAUCCGUGGACUAAAUCACUGCCUAGCAAUUUACGCCAAACUGUGAAUACCGUUUUAUCUAGAGUUGUUGUUCCAACUAACAAGUGGAUAACUGGAACAUUGCCACAAACCUCUUCUAUAUUCCAUUCUCCGAAUUUACACAAUGAAGCAUCCAUCGUUAACUUAUUCGAGAAGAUUCCCAAACAUACUCACGUCAUAGAAUUUGGUUGUUCGUUGUCCUGCAAGCACAUUCUUCGGAUGCUGAAUCGCAACUCAAGCUACCUUCCUUCAGGUUCAGAAUCUACCGAUGCAGUGGGUCUACUUUUGAGCAAAAUCGGCCACUUACACCUGGCUUCACAGAACCUAGACAUUGCACGGCUAUACCCAAAGGUUCAGUUUCCAGUAUCACGAGGAACACCAAUGAUCUCUCCAUUGAUUCGGUGGGAUCACCGUGAAGAUGCAUUUGUGGUCAAAUACAACUGGGAACAAACCAACAAGUCCAGGGCAUAUACCAUCAAUAUUUCCCUGAACAACCAAGACUUCAAGUACAUAGAGGGUCAUAACAUCGAUGGACGAGUGUUGUUCCCGGCUACGGGAUAUCUGAAACUGGUUUGGGAACAUGUCGCUUAUCUUGAACAUAAUGAUCUCGAGGAUUUUGCGGUAGAAUUCGAAGAUAUAAGAUUCUUGCGAGCUACAACUAUGACCAAAGGUCAGACCAUUCAGUUUACAGUUUCAAUUCAGACUGUGACAGGGUUUUUUGAGAUCGUGGAAGGAGACUCAGUUGUUGUGACUGGAUUCGUAAGGUCAUUGAAGGAAUGCAUCAAUAAUGAUUUCAGCGAUACAGCGAGCUCUGCAGUGGUGCUUCCAACAAAGGACUUUUACAAGGAAUUACGUCUAAGAGGAUACUAUUACUCGGGGCUAUUUAAAUCGGUUCUGGAGGCUAGAUCCGACGGAAUGAUGGCAAAGAUUCAAUGGAAAGAUAAUUGGGUAGCAUUUCUGGAUUGCUUGCUUCAAGUUGGCAUUAUUGCAGCUGACAGCCGGCUUCUGAUGGUUCCAACAGCUAUUGAGAAGCUUUCUAUCUCACCAAGAGCUCAUAUAUCAAUGAUUGAGAAAAGCGGAGACGAUUGCGAGUUUUUCACUGUGAGGAGUUGCGUUGAUACGAAUACUUUGGUGUGUGGAGCUGUUGCCAUUUGCAACCUUCGAGCUAGCAGCAUCGGACGUAGGAACCCUCCCGGCAUUCCUGUUUUAGAGACCUAUCAAUUUGUUCCAUAUCAUGCUGGAGAACAGGUCUCUUCAUCGGAAGCCAUCCGGAUGAUUGUUCAGCUGGCCUUGGAGAAUGUUCCCACUUUGACAGUUAACGUGACAGAAAUCUACGAUGACAGCCAUCGACCAAUCGUGCAGCUGUUUGGAGAAGCCAUUGCGGAUCUUCCUUUGGUUCAAUCGAACCUGACGCUUUUGAGUGUCAAUGAAAUGGAGUUGGACAACGUCACAGUAAAAAAUGAGCGAUUGUCUGACCAAUCCAAUCAAUUGAUCGUAGUACUCGAUAGCAAAAUGAAUAAUGCAGAAUUUCUUAAAGAGGUCGAUGAAAGCCUUGAGGAAACUGGAUUCAUAAUAGUCCGUGAAAGGAUUGGUUGUAAGCGUGAUGAAUUUUGUAAACCAGAGGAGUUCAACAUGGUGGCUUCAUUCCAAGUAGAUCAGGAGGAAUCCUUCAUUUGCUUGCAGCGAAAGAGCAAAGGCCACAACGAAACACCAGAAAUUAUUCGGGUGGAUUCAACUGAUAUGAGCUGGUUAGCGGAGCUGAAGCAGUUUUCUAAGCUUCGGUCUACGAUUUUGUACUCGCAGAUCGAUUCUGUCUCGGGAGUCAUUGGUCUGGUGAACUGCAUUCGCAAAGAGCCAAAAAUGCACUCUAUCCGAUGCGUAUUAAUCGAUGAUCCAAAGGCUCCAGAAUUCACAGUGAACGACCCAUUCUACAAGAAUCAAUUGGACUUGGGCUUAGCAUUCAACAUAUUAUUAAAUGGCGUAUGGGGCAGUUAUCGACACACACUGCUGCCAAAGAUGGCCAAAACUGAGCCUGUGUCCAAGCAUUGCUACGCAAAUAGUCUUACCAAGGGAGAUCUGUCUUCUAUAAUGUGGUUCACUGGGGCUUUCAAUGAAUGGGAUGUGGUACCAAAUAAGGUGAAUGUAUCGUACUGUACCUUGAAUUUUCGAGAUGUGAUGGUCGCUACGGGUAGAUUGUCAUCGGAUGUGAGUUCAUUUAACCGGUUGGAAGGGGAAUGUGAACUCGGCUAUGAAUAUGCGGGUGUGACGGAUGAUGGUAGACGAGUGAUAGGAGUACUGCCAGCCGGAGCAUUAUCAACGGUUGUUAGUGCUGAUCCUUAUCUAGUUUGGACUAUCCCGGAUAGUUGGAGCUUGGAAGAUGCGUGUACCGUUCCAAUUGUGUACGGUACGGUAUUGACGGCGUUCACCGUAAGUGCUCACGUCCGGAAGGGACAGUCAGUGUUGAUCCAUGCUGGUAGCGGAGGAGUAGGACUGGCGGCAAUCAACAUGGCCUUCGCAUACGGUUUGGAAGUGUUUACCACAGUUGGUACGGAGGAGAAGGUCAAGUUUCUUUUGAGUGAGUUUCCUGCACUGAAGCCGGAGAACAUUGGAAAUUCAAGAGAUUUGUCGUUUGAACAGAUGAUCAAACUGAGAACCAACGGAAGAGGUGUGGAUUAUGUGUUGAAUUCGUUGGCCGAAGAGAAGUUACAGGCUUCGGUUAGGUGUCUAGCAAAUGGUGGUCACUUUUUGGAAAUCGGUAAAUAUGAUAUGGCCAGGGAUUCCCGACUGUCCAUGCAGCUUUUCAAGAAAGGAAUAACGUUUACAAGCGUUAUGCUGGAUGCGGCAAUGAGAGACAGCCCAGAGCUGAAGAAGAAUGUAAAUGAUUUGCUUCGUACGGCAAUACAAGAUGGAGUUGUCAAGCCUCUGAAAACGACCGUUUUUGACGCUCGUGAUUUGGAGAAGGCAAUGAGAUUCCUGGCAAGUGGAAAACAUACUGGAAAAAUUGUGAUCAAGCUUCGUGAAAAUGAAACUGAUGUUGAAACGUUGCCCAUUUCUUAUUUCCCAAAAGUCUUUUGCAAUCCAGACCAAGUGUACAUAAUCAUCGGAGGCUUGGGAGGGUUCGGUUUGGAGUUGACUGACUGGUUGGUGCUUCGAGGCUGCAAGAAGCUGGUCUUCAGCUCUAGUCGUGGAAUUACGAAGCCGUAUCAGCAAUAUCGAAUCAAGAUUUGGAAUAGCUACGGAGUUCACACCCAUGUCUGCACAGCGGAUAUCACCAGUAUGGACGGUUGUCGUACGCUGCUGAAGGAAGCGUCACGAUUUGGUGCGGUAGCCGCAAUCUACAACCUGGCAGUUCAGCUGCGUGACGCCAUCUUGGAGAAUCAGUCUGUGGAGAUGUUCGUGGAAUGUAUGGCACCGAAAGCGAAGGCUACCGAGUACUUGGACAUAGCUAGCCGUCUACUGUGUCCUCAGUUGAAACACUUUGUAGUGUUCUCUAGCGUUUCCUGCGGUCGAGGAAAUGCAGGUCAGAGCAACUACGGCAUGGCCAAUUCCGUAAUGGAGCGAAUAAUUGAACGAAGAUGUGCAGAAGGCCUCCCUGGAAAAGCAAUUCAGUGGGGAGCGAUUGGAGAGGUCGGAUUGGUCGCCGAUAUGGCUGAGGAUAAGGUUGAUAUGGUAAUCGGUGGAACUCUGCAGCAAAGAAUUUCAUCAUGUCUGCUGGAGAUGGACUUUUUGUUGACAUGUGAGAACCCACUGGUGGCCAGUAUGGUCGUUGCGGAGAAGCGAAAGGGAAGUGGAUCAAAGAACAUUAUAGAGGCAGUAAUGAACAUAAUGUGCAUCAGAGAUUUGAAGUCGGUGUCGAUGGAGAGUUCACUGGCCGAUAUAGGAAUGGAUUCGUUGAUGGCAGUCGAAAUCAAGCAGGUGUUGGAGAGAGACUUCGACAUGGUGUUGUCACCGCAGGAUCUCAGGACGUUGACGUUUGCGAAAUUACUGAAGAUGGAAGAAGAGAAGAAGCAAGCUGACAAAACUGAACAGUCCAAGGAAAGUGAGGGAUUGGCUAUUGGUUUGCAGAUGCUACUGAGAAAUCUAGGCAACGAAGAUACCAGUGAAUCGACAUUUUUGCGCUUGCCAUCGGCCGGUGAUGAAGGCCGCCCUAUUCUUUUGAUUCCUGGCGUUGAAGGUGUUGCUGGUAACGUAUGGAAAACAAUUGCUGAGCAGGUUAAUGUUCCAGUGUACCUGCUUCAGUUGUCCAGCACGCUAGAGUGUGAAAGCAUUCCAGCAAUUGUGGAUUGCAUCAUUGAUGAGCUAUGCAGUGUUCUGCUGAAUGGCCACGAUGACUUUGCCAUUGCUGCGUAUUCUUUCGGGGCGCUGGUGGGAAUCGAGAUAGCGAGAUGCCUACAGACGAGAGGAAUUCGAGGGAAACUUCUCCUGCUGGAUGGGGCUCCGAAGUACUUGAAACUAUGGUCACUGAAGCAGUUAAAUAAUAAUCCCACCGAUGAAGAAACGCAGAAACUAGUUAUGCUCGCUUUGAUAGCGAUGUGUGCACCGGAUAUAGCCACUGAGAAAAUAGUUUCGGUUUUGCAAAUUUCGGCAUUUGAAGAUCAACUCGAAAAGGUUAUAGAGCUCGGAGCUCAGCAAAGCGUGUACUCUGCUGAUUAUACAAGAAAGAUGACAAAAGCUCUGUGCAAGAGAAUUAAGAUGGCCGCUCUUCUGAACCUGGAUGAGGAUCAGCCCUUAGAUUUACCGAUUAUGCUGGUGCGACCGACCGAAUCGUCCUUUGCGGAUAUCGAAGAUGACUAUGGAUUAUCCAAUUAUACGACGGGUGCUAUCACGCAGCGUAUGAUUGAAGGUAAUCAUUCGACAAUGUUGGAAAAUUCCGACCUGGUGGAGAUGAUCAAUAGCUUUAAUCUGUAGUUUGCAUAAGAAGCGCUAUGAUUCUGUGUUUGCGUAUGUUCCAGUGUUAAAUAUAUCAGAGAGCGUACA
This is a messenger RNA of Ochlerotatus camptorhynchus, 7112 nucleotides long. Its product is annotated as fatty acid synthase-like. Gene Ontology annotation, biological process: fatty acid biosynthetic process. The record is from RefSeq and is a predicted model, not a curated record. The transcript has 6 exons. Gene Ontology annotation, molecular function: 3-oxoacyl-[acyl-carrier-protein] synthase activity; fatty acid synthase activity; phosphopantetheine binding. Lineage: Eukaryota; Metazoa; Arthropoda; Insecta; Diptera; Culicidae. The coding region runs from base 33 to 7043 and encodes 2336 amino acids.